Messenger RNA from Argentina anserina (silverweed cinquefoil), 1163 nucleotides. RefSeq lists its product as uncharacterized. The transcript is spliced from 5 exons. NCBI's taxonomy places the organism in Eukaryota, Viridiplantae, Streptophyta, Magnoliopsida, Rosales, Rosaceae. The coding region runs from base 58 to 792 and encodes 244 amino acids. The record is from RefSeq and is a predicted model, not a curated record.
UCUAGAAUUUAAUUACUGCAACCCAUAUUAGAUUGUGGUAGGCAACAAAGACAACAUAUGGAGGAAGCCGGAUUAAAACCCAGAAUUGAAGAGGCUGUGAAGCUGGUUGCAAAACUGGGUCAGGAUAAGCUUUUGUUCACUGAAACAUUGAUGCAAAGGAAGUUUGAUAGAGGCAGUUUACUAUCUCUGAAUAGUUAUAAAGAGAAAUUGGUACAUUCUAUGAUUCAAGAAAGGAAGAAAAUAGAUCUACUGGAACUACUCAUACAUAAGCUUCGUUUCACAGACGAUGUUUACCAAAAGAAACCAAUUAAGGCAUCCCUGUCAGCUCAAGAGAUGAGGAAACAUAAUUUGCAUUUCCGGAUGGCUCAUGGAAGCAAGAGUUUGGCUACAGAAAAGCGGCUUCUGAAAGAGAUCAAAGGGAGCCAGAAGCAGGAGGAGGAGGAGGAGGAAGAGAGUUUUGCUUUAUUUUGUACUCAAUGCGAAGCAGAUCUUGCAUAUGUUACUGAAAAUUUGAAAGGGACUACAGACUAUACAAAGCACAGUAGGUACCCCAAUUGGUGGUGGUAUAUUGCUCGUCAUGAAAUGAAAUGGUGGUUGCAACACCAGAUGCCAUUUCUGAUCAGCAAGGAAAAUAUCACAGACCGCGGGGGAGAAAUCAGAGAUCUUGAAUGCAGAAUAGAAAGAUGUGAAGUUGUACUGCUAAAGAAAGCAGAUAAAGAAGAAACUGCUAAUAAUAUAACUACAAAUGCUAGUUCUACUCUUGUGCUGAUAACAGAACUGCAACUUCUGUGAAGGGACAGAUCUGGACUUCUUUGACAUCCAAAAAAAAAUUACAGGAACAAAUUAAGCUUGCUGGUAAGAAUAUAGAGGAAUCAAGGAAAACUCAAUUGGCUCUUGGUCUCGGACCACAAAUCAGUCAAGUUCAGAGAGAACUGGUGGCUCUUGAAAAGUGUAGCCAUUUAACCAAAUACUGGUAUCAUUUCCACACAAUUCACAAUUGUGAAAUAAUGCAAAGUUGUCAUAGGUGGUUCAAGUGUCAAAUCAGUCACUUGCCUUUUGAUUUGUAGGUAGUUAGUACUAGUAAACCGAUGAAUCAAAGUUAUGCUAGUUAUUGCACUAUUAAGGAUUCUCUUUAUAUGAAUGCAGGUGGAGAUAUGCAUGUC